This is a messenger RNA of Motacilla alba alba, 5259 nucleotides long. It is a transcript of the gene GTPBP8, whose product is annotated as GTP binding protein 8 (putative). The record is from RefSeq and is a predicted model, not a curated record. Gene Ontology annotation, molecular function: GTP binding. NCBI's taxonomy places the organism in Eukaryota, Metazoa, Chordata, Aves, Passeriformes, Motacillidae. The transcript has 10 exons. Gene Ontology annotation, cellular component: mitochondrion. The coding region runs from base 56 to 883 and encodes 275 amino acids.
GUUGUCCCGCCCGCCGCCUUCCGGGGCCGGCCGGGUCCCGCCUGCAGUCGCUGGGAUGCUGCUGCCCCGGGCGGGUAGUGCUGCGGGUCGGGUCUCGCCGCCGCUCGCCGCCCUGUCCCAGGUGCUGCGGCUGGAGCGGAGCCGCCGCACCGCGAUCGUGUUCCCGCUGCAGAAGCUGGAGCGGUACCUGGCGCCCGGCACCGACACGGCGCCGUUCCGCCUCUUCCAGCCCGGGCUCGCCGCCCUGCAGCGCGCCGAGGCGUUCUUCAGGUCCGAUCGCGGGCACCCCAUCGACUACGUGAGCUCCGCUGUGCGCAUGGACCAUGCCCCGCCGCCGGCCCUGCCCGAGGUGUGCUUCAUCGGCCGAAGCAAUGUGGGGAAAUCCUCUUUAAUCCGGGCCUUGUUUUCACUGGCUCCAGAAGUGGAAGUAAGAGUGUCAAAAACUCCGGGCCACACCAAGAAAAUGAAUUUCUUCAAAGUAGGGAAGUACUUUACUCUGGUGGAUAUGCCAGGAUACGGCUAUCGCGCCCCGCAGGACUUUGUUGAGAUGGUGGAGGCCUAUCUGCAGGAACGGCACAACUUGAAGAGGACUUUCCUAUUAGUUGAUGGUGUAGUUGGACUCCAGAAAACAGAUCAUAUUGCAGUAGAGAUGCUGGAAGAGUUUGGGAUUCCUUAUGUGAUGGUGUUAACAAAAAUUGACCGAGCUUCCAGGGGAUUAUUGUUAAAGAAUGUACUGGAGAUCCAGGAGUUUGUAAAGGAGAGCACUCAGGGAUGCUUUCCUCAGCUGUUCCUGGUCAGUUCUGUGGAGUUCUCGGGGGUUCACUUGCUCAGGUGUUUUGUAGCCCAUGUAACUGGAAACCUGCUCACUGUAGAGGCCAGCUGAAAAGUCCUGCUGAUCUGCUUGGCUCAUCAGGAACAAAAGUAAGUGCAGCAGGAUAGCAAGCCUUGCUUGCAGACAUUGAGUUGUCCCUGUUCCACAAGGAUGAAGGAAAGAACACAUCUUUUAUGGAAUCUGCUUUUCCAGGAGUGUUGGCUUGAAACAGAGUGGAAUAAAAGACUGACAUCUAGAGGAGCCCUGUCCUGCACACUGUCAUGAGUCAGUGCUGCAUCAACCUUCUGUUUUGAGCUCCAGCAUGAAUUUCUGCCGCUGCACGUGGAUGAAUUGCCAGAUCUGAGGCACACCAGCCAUGAUCUGUAUCGGCUCUACCCUGGCAGCUGAUGCACAACACUGAUGUGUCCCGUACACUUCAGGGGAACUGCUUCCCACAGCAGCUGUGUCUAAGAGCACUUGAAACUGUCCAGUUACAAGGCAGAACUGGACAAAAGGACAGUCAUCAAUAGCAGCACUCAUACAGAAGAACUUAGUCUGAAGCUAUGAAGUGCCUGUAUCAAACCCUGGCACUCAGUCUUUGCCAUGUCUUAACGUGGCCAAAUGUGGUUAUGCAGUUGUCAGAGUUACUUGCAUUUAGUGUGUAAACCUCAAGAAAGGUAAGUUCUUUUCUAAACCACUCUGACAGUGCAAAAGGACUAGAAAUAGCACUUUCUUUCACUAUGCAGUUUCUUGUAACACACUAGACAUGAGACAAGAUCACAUGUAAGAAGAGCAGCAUGUGACGAAUGCAGUAAAUGUGGCUCUCUAGCAUCUGCAUCUUAGUGAUCAAACCUGUAGUUCUGUUAAUAUUUUAUCUCUAAUCCCAAAAUGCUUCAGGGCAAACCAGCCCAAGGGAUGCAUGAUCCUAGAAAUGCAGUAGUAGCUAUACAGAUGGAACAGAUCAUUUACAGUGAACACUUCAGGAAGAGCCUUUUUGUAGUAUCUUUAAACCAGGAUCUUCCAGACACAUCAAUCUUUUCAAGGCUGUAAUUUUCAGGGCCUCAGCCUUGACUGAAGAGCCCCUGAAAAUAACCCCAAAUAUAUAAAAAAGUGCACUUCUGGUUUUAGUCCCUUCUCAGAACAAAAUCUCUUGGAGUGUGCUAUGUCCUGACUCGGCGACAACAGGGGUGUGACAGAUGCCCUUGCAAGCUCUGCAGAUCCCAGCUAGCAGUGAUGGUCCAGCACAGGAACAGAGAAACAGCAACACAGCUCUUGGGGUGGAACCGGGGUAGUUUUAUAUGAAGGUAGAUUUCCCUGACUCUAGCACUUCAAAGCACCGGAGACCUAACUCCCACUUAACAGGAGUUUUUAUAAUAUUUCUCGGGAGGAGGGGUUUAAGAUAACAAACCAAUAGGAGUAUGGUUAGGGAGGGGUCUAAGGUGGGAUAUUUUAUACUUAAAGCAGAAGCAUUAGGGAGGGGAAUAACUUAAGGAAACCAAUAGGGUUCUAAAGGGUACAAAAUUGACAGGAAACUUUCUGGAAGAGAGGGCAGGUUCGGGGAAGGAUUGACAUCUAGUGGGAGGAGGAGCAAGGAAGGUUCUGGGGAAAAGGGUAGGGAUAGGAGGGAUUGACAACUGGGAAGGGGAGGGGUUUGAAACUUGGCAGGGAGUGGCUGGGUAACAGACAGGAGGACUGACAACCGAAUAACCAUGAGGAGCAAGUCUAAUUUCAGAAACAUGGGAUACAAAAGGAGGAGCCUGCGCCACUCCAAAAGACAGGGGGAGGACACUACAAAGGGAUUGUAAAAUCACAAACAGUGGGACUGACACUAAAACCUAAAGAAAACACACUGCAACAAAAACCCCCUUAUGUUUCAUUACAACCCCUUACAGUGCUAAGAAGUCUUUUACUAACCACUUAAAUACGUCCAGUUAAUCCAUUUGUACAAACAAACUGGAUGUGUGUGCAUGGAACAUUAGUUACCAUCUUCUCCAGAAGAACCAGUUUAACCCCUGGACACAUCUUGGUUUUAUUCAGAAGUGCUUCAGAUACUAGAAUAACUCCUGCAUUUUGCUCAGCCAUUUGCAGGAGUGAAUACUACAGUUUGAUUCCUGAGUGUGACAGUGCCCCUGUGACAAAACAGUAAAUAAAAUCAAGUCUUCUCCCUAAACAGUAAAACUUGGACUUAAGUGCCUUUGUGGAAACAGGCUUUGGGUAAGCAGGUGUCUUGACACACUACUGGACAUAUUUUUGCCAGGUUCUUAAGGAGCCAGAUGAGUUGCAGAGUGAGGAGUUGCACUUUUUCAGGCCAGGGACACAAAAGAUCUCCCUUUCUUUCCCCCUCAUUGAUGACUGGUGGGUGGGCCUGGCAGCACACUGAUACAAUAGAGCUCAUUUCAGUUUUAAAUUCGAGUGUCUUUAGUUGUUUGCAGUGCAUAAGCUUUACUUAAGGCUCCUGUCGUUAUGUGGUAAAGCUUUGCCUAUUCUACAGCUGUUAUUUAAAGAAAUUAUGUGUUCAGUAUUAGCUUCCAUGGAAAAGGAUUUCACCUUGUGUAUCUUCCUGGUCUUUCAGCAGUACGUUCUCCAUUUUCUUCCUCUGUCUUGCAUCUGGUCUGGUCGCCAUAACCCUGACACUACAAAGGCAGUAUUUUUGCAAGUGUGCAAAAUGAGAACGUUGCAGUCUGAACAGGUGCACUAGUAGAUCAAUAAAAACUGGUUAAACAAUCGAGCUCAGAGCAUAGAAGCCAGUGGGUCAUACUCCAGUCACAUGGCAGUUAAAAGCAGAACACAGCAAAGGAUGCAUUCUGAAAUGUGUCUGGAAUGUGUCUAGUUUAACAUCUUUAUGAGUAAUCUGAAGGAGGUGCAUUGCUAUCAAACGUGCCUAGGGCACAAAACUGUGGGGAACAGUGGACAUGAUCAAAGGCAGGGCUGGAGCAAAAGGGCUGACAGCAACUGUAGGAAAUACAACAAGACUGGAGCACCUCCCCUACAAAGACAAGCUAGUAAGAGUCGGGUGCGAUCCAGAAGGUGGAAACCUCAUAGCAACCUUCCAGUAUGGGAAGGGAGCCUAAAGAGAAGCCAGAUGGGGUCCAUCAGAAACUGUAGCGAUAGGGCAAGGGGGAACGGGUACAAACUGAAAGAGGGGAAGUAACCUUGGACAACCUGGUCUCGUGGGAGGUGUCCGUGUCCACGGCAGGGGGACUGGGAUUAGAUGGUCCUUAAGGGCCUUUAUUCCAACUCUUACAUUCUAUGAUUCUGUGAACAUGGGCACGUGUGCCUCGCUGAAGGGAAGGAAAAGACCUUGCCAACCGAACAAACCGACUGUGAAAAGCCACCCUUUCUGACCUCGUGGCUGACCCUCUUGCGAGCAGGGAGGUUAACAGACACCGCCCGAGCUCACUUUAAAACCACGCUAUCCCGAUCCGGCAAUACAACAAUGAAUGUCAUAUCCAGGUUUGGGGAGGGGUACCAGCCCUACGCCACAGCACCGCGGCGGCGCCCUCCGCCCAGGCAGCCUCGCCAGCGCCGCCCACCCCGCCCGGGGAGGCUCGGCGGGGCCGCGGGGCGGGGCCGGGCCGUCGAAGCUGUUCCGGGCCGCCGGGCAGCCAUGGCCGAUGAGGAGGAGGAUGUGCCGUUCGAAGAGGACGCGGAGGACGCCGGCGGGGGCCUGGACGGCGGACAGGGCAGGAGGAAGCGGCUGUUCUCUAAAGAGCUAAGGUGCAUGAUGUAUGGAUUCGGAGACGACCAGAACCCUUACACAGAAUCAGUGGACAUUCUUGAGGACCUGGUAAUAGAGUUUAUCACUGAAAUGACACACAAGGCCAUGUCCAUCGGGCGGCAGGGUCGGGUGCAGGUUGAGGACAUUGUCUUUCUAAUACGCAAGGACCCCCGGAAGUUUGCCAGAGUUAAAGACCUCCUAACUAUGAAUGAAGAACUGAAACGGGCCAGAAAGGCCUUUGAUGAAGCAAACUAUGGGUCUUGAUUCUGUGCACAAGCUGUGCACUGGGGCAUUAUUUGGGUACCUGCUGUCCAGUAAGAAGGAAGAUCAUGCGUGUUGUUUGGAAGGGUUUUUUAGGAUGGAGGUCACUGCUGGGAUGUCUGCCCUCACUCCCAGUCUUUUCUGAUAAAUAUUCAAGGAGCUGAAACAUUACCUGAUUGUAUGUGGUAUACUUAGGUAUUUUUAUACCAUUUAAUGAAAUGAGAAAAAGAGCUCUAAAAAUUCCUGCAAUGGCAGGAGUCUGUUUUAAGUAGGCCUGUGUUGCAUCAAGGGCUGAUGAUUCAUGAUCCUCUAAAAUUGUUUCAGUUGUCACUGAAGUAUUCCUGUGACAAGAAACCCUGAAAAUGGAUCUUGGUUAUCUGUAUAAAGACCUUAAGCCCAAACUACUAUCAAAGUUGUGCUCUUUUGCUCUGUAUAUGCUUUUUGAAUAAAACAUAUGUUUGUGCCCACA